AUUCACAGCAGGGCUAUAUUUGUGAUCUCCCAAGUGCAUCAUCAUGCGAACUCCUGGGAUUUUUAUUUUCGGGAUGGUGCUCGCGCCUUGCGGGUGGAUUCUGGAGCUGACCAGCACCGUGGCACCAGCCUGGCGCACGAUCAACAACAUCCCGGGGGAACCCAGCGACCUGGUUCUCCAACAAGGUUUAUGGGACAUCUGCAGAACUUUCACAUCGUCCCGGGAUAUUCAGUGCAACCAGCAGGACACGCAGUACUUCAGCGCGCAGAUCAUCCAGAUCGCGCGAGGUCUGAUGCUGUCGUCGCUCAUUCUCAAUAUCAUUGCCAUCGGCGUGGCAGCAGUCGGAGUCCGAUGCUGGACUGAGAACCCGCACUGGACGGUCGCUGGGAUCGGAGGUCUCCUCAUCUUCAUCUCAGGGGUCCUCACCAUCAUCCCAGUGGCGUGGUACACUCACAUCAUGACCUCUAUCUUCUCCGCAUCCACCGAUGUUCGUGUGGGAUACUGCCUGGUGCUGGGCUUCAUCGGCGGCAUCAUGGAGGUUCUCGGAGGACUGGUGAUGUCCAUCGGCUUGUGUCGGCGCUGUGGCGGUCGGAAGCGCGAUGAAAGGCCGAGGGCAUUCGCGGUGAAGUCCACGCGCGAUCCCUCUCCACCGCACAGAGUCACGGUGCCCAGCAUCAGCAGCGUCAGCAGCAGCGUCCCGUAUUACUCCAAACAAAGUGAGAUGGACUUCGCACGAGCCAAGAGACAACAGGACAGCAGACCAGCGAAUAGCACUGCUUAUAAAGCACGACCUUACGACACAGAUUUGUGAAA
Messenger RNA from Sinocyclocheilus rhinocerous, 813 nucleotides. It is a transcript of the gene cldn23.2, whose product is annotated as claudin 23.2. Bases 44 to 811 code for a protein of 255 amino acids. The transcript has a single exon. The record is from RefSeq and is a predicted model, not a curated record. Lineage: Eukaryota; Metazoa; Chordata; Actinopteri; Cypriniformes; Cyprinidae. Gene Ontology annotation, cellular component: membrane; bicellular tight junction. Gene Ontology annotation, molecular function: structural molecule activity.